AGGACGUGGUGAAAACGUGAGUAAAUAAGCCAAAAAUUGAAAAGAAAAAUAAAAAAGAUACUCGAGGAGAGAAACCUGAAAAGGGGGUGCGCAGUGUUCCGCGAAGAAGUAGAACUAGAAGCGCGUGGUAACCCUAGCUAGGGUUUGCGUUUUGGGAUUCCCCUUUUGUGUGGUCGCAGCGCUGGAUCCGUAUCGUCUUCCUCCGUCUACGGAAGCGCCGUUGUCUCGAUCCUUCGCCGAUCUCGGAAGCAUGUACGGUCCCCGAGGGGCAAUGUUGGGAAGCGGGGGGGUUUCGGACGGGUACGAGGUUGGCUCAAAGAGACAAAGAAUGAUGGAAUCCAAUCCAUACUUCGCAGUGAGCAGCGGGACAGGCAGCUUACCUUAUGGAUAUGCCGGUGGCUUCCAGCCCCCUCCCUUUCCUGUGGUUCGUCUCAGGGGGCUUCCAUUCAACUGCACUGACAUUGACAUCUUGAAGUUCUUUGCUGGAUUGACCAUUGUGGAUGUGUUGCUGGUCAACAAGAGUGGCCGGUUCUCAGGCGAGGCCUUUGUAGUCUUUGCAGGAGCAAUGCAGGUUGAGUUUGCGCUGCAGAGAGAUCGCCAGAACAUGGGCCGCAGAUAUGUGGAAGUGUUCAGGUGUAAGAAGCAGGAUUAUUAUAAUGCUGUUGCUUCUGAGAUUAAUUAUGAAGGAAUAUAUGAUACCGAUUACCAUGGUAGUAGCCCUCCACCGUCCCGGUCAAAGAGGUUCAAUGAUAAAGACCAAAUGGAGUACACUGAGAUAUUGAAGAUGCGUGGACUUCCAUUCCAAGUGACAAAAUCUCAAAUUGUUGAGUUCUUUAAAGAUUUCAAGCUGAUAGAAGAUAGGGUACACAUUGCGUGUCGCCCUGAUGGGAAAGCUACUGGAGAGGCAUAUGUGGAGUUUGUUUCUACUGAGGAGGCUAAGAGGGCAAUGUCCAAGGAUAAAAUGACCAUAGGAUCAAGGUAUGUGGAGCUCUUUCCGUCUACACCAGAUGAAGCUAGACGGGCCGAAUCAAGAUCAAGGCAGUAAUAGUGAUAUUUUGCCUGUGAUUUGGUAUCUUAUUUAGGCCUUUAACCUUGUUCCUUCUGGUGCUAUUACAAUGUUUUGAAUUUUAGAUGAUGUACUUUAUUUCUAGUUCGACUUGCUGUUAUAUUUGCAUGUCUGAAACGGAUACAUUAAUUGAUUAAUAGAAAAGGCCUUCGAAUAUA
This is a messenger RNA of Cajanus cajan (pigeon pea), 1224 nucleotides long. Its product is annotated as RNA-binding (RRM/RBD/RNP motifs) family protein. The record is from RefSeq and is a predicted model, not a curated record. NCBI's taxonomy places the organism in Eukaryota, Viridiplantae, Streptophyta, Magnoliopsida, Fabales, Fabaceae. Gene Ontology annotation, molecular function: RNA binding.